AGAGAUUUCCAAGAUGUCGCCGACUCGGUGGAAGAGGUGUCGACUUAAAGUUCAAGCAUCUUCCCUUUAACAUGUAAACCCGACCAUGUCGGGAAAUAUACCACUAGAGAGAUGCUUCAAAGAGGCAGAGGAGACGGGAAGGCUCAAUUUGAGCCAGAAAAAUCUUCGCGAUUUCCCAGAUCCGACAGACGAUUGCGAGUUGAUCGAUGUAAUCGAAAUAGGUGAGCUUUCUCUAAGCUUUAUAAGCUGCAAAUAUUGUCAUUGCGUUACCGAAAAAAGUACACGAUUUCUCGUUCACAACUGGACCCUAUUUUUGACUGCUUGCAUUUUAAUUACUGUUCUUUUAUCUUGCAGACUUGUCAAGAAAUAAACUGUCCGAAUUCCCUGCAGAGCUGUGCGAUUUUCUUAUGAUUGAAAGAGUGGAUUUAUAUCACAAUACGAUACGGGGAGUUCCAGAAUCGCAAAUGAGUGAACUGAAAUUUCUCCGUGUCCUAAACUUGAGGUAAUGCUGAUAGUGCGGUUUCAACAUGUCUCUCAAUUUGUUAUCAGAUGAUAUGAUCCGAACCAAACUUGAAAUCACAACUGCAGAUGCUCGUAAUGAUCAGCAAAUAAUUUAUCAAGCUGUUAUUUGCUAAUGCUUGCAGGAGGUUUUGAUCCCUUUAUUAACAAUGCUCGGCUUCUUAAUUAUAAUUUUCGUCCAUUCUUUGAUAUGUAUUUAUGGUGAUAUAAAGUACGUUGACAUUUACAACAUUUUUGUACGAUUUGGAGAACAAUGCGAUGUGUGUUUGUUUACCUUUAAUGUUGAUUAAUCGGUGCGAAUGGAGAUGUCGAAGGACGGCGAGUGUGAACGAUCUGUAAUUGGAUUGCAGCUGAUACGUUUAUGUGAAAAUGAAAAGCAAAUUUUCCUUCGGCCAGUGGCUCGCUAACAAUUGUUUCUUGAAGCGCGUUCCUCGCGCUAGGAUUUUGAAAAAAAGCUUUUAAUUCAGAAAUGUGGUUAAGGGUAGAAAUAGAAUAUUCUCCACAUCUGAGUAAAAAAUGUCUCCGAAAUUUAGCGGAAGUAUUGUGUAAAGUAACUGGAGAAUCUCUUAUCGCUAACACCUUAUCUUUGAAGAUCCUACUUCAUGUUAAUUAAACCAAAUGUUAAGUCACUAUAAGAGUUUUUUGCACGAAGAGACUAAUAAAAGAAAGCAAGCUUUGAGUUUUAAUCAUUUAGUAUUUAUCUAUGGAGAGGUUUGUGAUUGUGAUUAUGAUACAUUGUUUGUUCACAGACGGAAUCAGAUCACCACUUUCCCCUCAGAGCUCUGCUCCUUGCCUCUGCAAGUCUUGAACUUAAGCAACAACAAGCUUACUUCUUUGCCCGUUGAAAUUGGACACUUGACUUUAUUGCAAGAUUUGGUAAGUAAUUUUAUAAUCUAGUAACCUUGGUGAACAAAAUACUCUAGAUGACUCAGAGGCCUAAUCCAAUAAGCUUACAUAUUUAAUUGCAGCAUGCAUCAACAAGCUGUAUUGUUACUUUCCAUCAGUGCUUUCAUCAACCCUUUAACUCCCAUGAGCGACCAAGACAGAAUUUCUCCUUACAAUAUCAAUACAAUAUCAACCAGAUAAAAAUAUCAAUUUGGGGAUAAUAAGUUGAUCCAAUAUUAAAUUCUCUGAACUAACAUAAUAAGAAUUAUAAAGUUUACAGGCAGGAGAAUGACAAAUUUGAUCUGGGAGUGAAAGGGUUAACCCCAAGAUGUAGGAUGAUAUUAACUUGAGAAUUCAAGUCUUUGGUAUUGCAAAGCUAUCUAAAUUACAGUUCAUGUAAAUCUAUAUGAUGUCUUGCACCCUGUUUUAGUAAUUGUCCAAAAAUCUGGGAUUGCCAUGAUUUUGAUUCACAAUACUCUGGGAUGUGCUCUAGAAAUCACUGCUAACCAAUCAAAUGUAGCUAUUAGGGGUGAACUCCCAGUUCUUAUUGACUCCUACUUAUAAGACAAUUUGAGUUGAGUGUUGAAAGUAACCUAGUGACGCAUUCUGUGGUUUUUGUUCUUAAUGCUCUGUGAUGGAUCUGGAAAUCAAACACCACCUUCCCAAUUAAUCAGAUGCAAUAUUAAGUGCUGCUCUUGUUAAGAGUGGUUCUCUCAACUUCCCGUCAGAAAAGUUUUCUUUUAUUUUUUGGCCUUGAAAAGGAUUUAGGAAAUAGUUAAGUUGUUCUCCAAUUCUCUUUUUAUGCGUCACAACAAACUAAAAAUGAUUUUUGGCUAAACCACCCUUGUGGACAGCGAUCAAAAGUGUAAAUUCACAGAUUUUGUUCGGAGCACAGUGACUGCAAUAAUGUGGUUACAUAAUUCUAUCUUGCUACAAGUUAUAAGAUGUAUUCAGUUAGUUCAAAGACAAAAUAUGGAAACUUCAACUUGUUUGCAUGUUGUUUUAAGCAAUGUGAUAUGUCUGUAAGGACCAAAGUGCCAAAUUUUAUUCUUUAAUUUUAAUUCCAUACAUUAUGGCAUGAAGUUCAAAGGACACAAAGACUGGGCUCAAUUUUGUGUUCUCCCAGAAAAUGCUUUGUCAAAAUUGAGCAAAAUUUCUUGCAAGAAGUUAACCACAUGCUUUGGUCUUUUCUUUCAUUUCAGGAUUUAAGUUCAAAUGAAUUAGUGCACCUGCCAAGUAGUAUGGGAGAGAUGUUAUCUUUAAAGGAUUUAAACAUUCGAAGGAAUCGUUUAGAAGUUUUACCAGAUGGUAAGUUGAACAGUCAAAUCUUGCUCUCUUAAUUCAACAGGGGUACAAGGUCCAUUUUUCUUUUUUCUUUUUUCUUUUUUUUUUUUCAAGUUUGGCUCAACUUUCAUUUUCCAUCAGAAAUUUUCAGUGGAUAAAGAGUUUGAUAAUUUUCCCAUAACAUAGCCUUGCGAUAUCUUUCAUCUUUGUUGUUUGAUUAAUUUGUUGUGUGUUCCUUCCUUUUGCAGAACUUAGUAAAUUAAAAUUGGUUCGAUUAGAUUUUUCUUAUAACAAAGUGUCCGUGAUUCCUCCUGCUUACCGGCUUAUCACCAGUUUAUCGGUGCUGGAACUUGCGCACAAUCCAUUGACUUCUCCCCCUGCUCAGGUGUGUGAACUAUCCCCCACCUUGCUGUGUAUAUGUAACUUACUGGAUGUGUCACUCUAUUGAAUCCAGUAGUAAUGCAUUCAAAUGUUAUCAGAAUCAGUACUUGGUUCCUUUCCAUUAUUUUCAUUGCAAUGUAAUCCUCAACACUUUGCACCUUAACAUCCUCUCAAUGGUUCUUUAUAUUUUCCAUAAGAGCUUUUUUAGUUGGUGAUCAUUUCCUUCAUUCUCAUGACCUUAAUGUUUGAUUCAAGAGUGAUAUUGUUAGGAGAAAUUAGAUGUUAGUCAUUCUUAAGGGUCAAAUGGUAAAUGAGUUAGUGUUCUCUUUACUCUAGGUCUGCACAAAAGGGAAGUUACAUAUUUUCAAGUACCUCAGCGCAACUGCUCAUGAACAAGAGAAGGUGAUUUGAGAGUGUGCUAAUAUUGCUCAGUGCAAGUGCAUGUACAGUAUGGGGUUUGUAAGCAUCUUGGAAACUAGUGAAAGACAUUGAUAUUUGAGGGUCCAUUUACAAGGCUUUGAAAGUCCUUAAAAUUCUCUCAUAUGAUUUCGUCUUUCAGAGUCUCUUCAAUUCUGAUUGAGUAAUCUUUCCAAACCUCAAAUAACAGUCUGAAGCUCUUAUAAUACAAUCAGCAUAAGUAAAACAUGACUCAGAUUUGGCUUUUUUAUGAUCCCAGGAAAGUGGCUUUGAUUAUGAAAAUGAUUACCCCUAGGAAGCCUGUUUAAGUCAGAAAGGAUUUUUGUAAAAAAAUUGGUACUUGAAAUUUUAAAAUACUGUCUUGAAAAGUUAGGUUGGUGUCAGUUUUUAAGUUUGUAAGGUAAAGGAACCUCUUGUAAGUACAAUAAACAUCUGUGUAAUUUGAAAACAUUUCUUACAAUGUUAGUAUAUUUUUAUAGUCAUCUUCUUUAUUUAGUCAACAAAAAAUGAAAAACUAAAGCUAGAAAUUUUGUGCAAUGGUAAAAGUAAAGAUUUAAAAAAAUCAUUGUGAUUAUAUCACAGAGUUGUGCUUUCAGAAGAGUCUCAGUGUUUUAAGCAGUGUUUAUUCCAGAAAUCCACUCAUGGCUCAAAUUAACCUGACAAUUUUGUAAAAUUUGGCAACUAUUGAUUCUUAGUAUCUUUCCACAGAGAAGAACAUUUGACAGAGAUGUUGUUAGAAAAUACUCUUUUCCGCGAUCAUCAAGGUUUGACUUUUAACUAUCUUAGGACAUUCACAUGCUUUUUUUUUCUAACAGAAACAAACCAAGUUUCAGUUGAGCUGACCUUGAUUUUGCCUUUGAAAGGUUUUCAUCACAUAUGACAAAAACUUUAAAUAGUGAAUGAACUUAGGAUUUCAAAAUGAAUGUUUACUGUUUUCUUUGUGGAUUCUUCAUGCAGUGAGGAUGCUCCUGAAAACCAUCUAAUGAUUGACAGAGUAAGAAGAACGCAUUCCUUAGAUUUAGCAAGAAAUGCAGCUGCAAGAGAAGUAAGUAAUGCAUUUAACAUUUUAUGCCCCAACAUCACUCUGCAUAUUCCUCAUACUUUUCCCUAUAUAUUUUCUAAGGUGUUGAUAAGGCAAACUUGUUUAACAGUCAAGAGCUUCUUUAGUUGGUGAUCAUUUCCUUUAUUCUUGUGACCUAAAAAACUGAUUUAGGGGUGAUAUUGUAAUGAGAAAUUAGAUGCUAGUCCCUUGUAGGGGUCAAAAGAUUUACCUCUACAUGUAGUUACACACAGCCCAUGUUGGCUUUGUUUUGCAUGUUUUGUCUCUUGAAUAACUGCUUUCAAUCAAUUUAAUCUCUUCCAUCUUUGUCAUUUCUUUGUUGAGUGUUAUCCCUUCUGAGUUUUUCUAUCUUGCAAAACUUGUAUUUUGUAUUCUCCUGAGAAUAAAAGUCAUUUUCCUCCUGACAAAAACAUUUCCUAAAUAAUUGUUACGUGGCUUUUCCAUUCAUUUGUUUUGUUUUGUUGUUGUAGACUUAUGAGAAAGAGGUUUAUCGACCAAGCUCAUUACGAGAAAGAGAGAGAACAAGGCCCCCAUUGUCUAAUGUGUUUGAAACAGAGGAGAAGAGACGGGAGAUUCAGAAAGAGAUAGAAAGAGCACAACAGCUACUUGCAGAUGCCCACGAAGUGGAAGAUGAUGAAGUGCAGUCAAAACCAGAUGAGGAGUAUAAUGAAGGAGAGGAGCUUCUGAAGGUUUGCUUUUUACAACUACUUUUAUGUUGAUUUGUGACCAAUAUUUUGUACUUAUUGACUGAAUCAAGUUGGGCCAAAUAUUUUCUGAACCUGGGACCACAAGGUUCCAAGUCCAGCACCCUUGCUGCCUCUUCAUUUUAUUAUUUUACUGCCACUCUUUGGCCUCCUUCCUUUCUGCCGGCAUUGUGGAUCUUGCUGGGUGUAUACAGGGCCAAGCAGAGUUUUGUGGUCCCACUCAUACAGGGGCUUAGUAACUUUUGAUGUAAGUGGCUGCUGAUGGUGCCAAAGUAGCUGUGUUGUUAGCCCAAACUCAAACACAAGAGCCUGUGUGCAGGCAAUGGAAGGUCUUAUAGGUGGCUGUAAACCACCAGUAACUGGCUUUUAUCAAAAUCCUUGCUCAUGCCUCUACCUUUAGUCCUCCUGCUGGAAAUGUGUGUGGGUCAUAUUGAUCAGUUGAAAAAUUAGGUAUAUGUUGUCACUUAAAAUGAAUUUCACAUGGCAAUUAUUGAAAAAUGGUUUUUUCCCUUGUUCAAGCUACAUUGCCAUUAUACUUUUAAAAACAAAGAAUAGCGCUGAUCAUUCUGGCGUGAAGUUAUAUUCACCUGAAACAAUUUUAAACUACAACUUUUAUGUUGCAGUCAAAUUAAAAUUCAGGUGAAUAUGAUGUUGAACUGGGUAGAUUUGUAUUUUACUUUGUAUAAGAACUAUGAUGAGUUAUAAGGAACAUAGGAAAGAACAUUAAAAAUCUUUUUAAACUCAAUUUGACCUGAAUUCAUUUACACUGCAAUAUUUACAUUUAUGUGUGAAAUUUUGCAGCUAAUUUAUUUCAAAAGGAAAAAUUUGGGCUCUAGUGAUCAAGUAUGCCAUAAUUGUGCUUUGUGAAAUGAUUACAAAUGAAUAAAUGAACCCCUUACUUGAAUAAGUCAAAUCAACAUGCUUGCCUCGGAAAUAAACAGAUAAAAGAACUUGCAUAGUGUUAGUGUACCCCUGUAAACAUCAAGGAUGGUGUAAAGGCCGAUGAAAAGAUGUCUAAUUUCUCUCUUGAAAACUGUGUUGUCUGUAUUUAGUUUUUCAACUUGGAAUUUUCCAUCAGGAAAUAUGUACCAAGGACCUUUAAAUUAGUACUUUGAGUUUUUUUACCAGGAGAGUUAUACAUGUAGGAAACUUGUGUUAGCUAGUUCAUUGAACUGGAUUUGAUUAUUUCUGAGUAUGUAUUUGCGGGGGUGUCUCCUUUUAACCAGAAGAAUAAAUGUUAAAAAGUAACUUUUCAUGUUUUUCGACCCAUGCAAGUCAUGCUAACUGGGGUUUAUGAUGAUUAACCUUUUUAUUUUCUGUGGCUACUAAGAGUAACUUGAGCUUCCAUAAAGUUUUUACAACAAAGAUGUAAACUUCAUUUCUUAUGACGUUGAGUAAUGGCUAAGCAGUGAAAUAAUAUGAAAUGUAUUAAUUGAUACAAUGAAUGAUAAAUGGAGUCUGUAUAAAAAAUCAUUAAACAUGUGCUGCAGAAUUUCACCUCUACAGGAUAUUUUUUUCUUAUGUUCAAGUUUUGCAGCAGAGGCAAUCUAUUUUGUUAGGGUUUUUUUUUUAAGAUCCAGUUAACUAUUUUGGUCUGCUUUAUUACUUGGUAAGGAAGUGUAUGCUUCUCAAAUGCUUAUUAUACAGUUUGAUUACUUUAAAUUGCACUAAUAGUUCAUUUUUAAUUGAUCUAUAAUUAAUAGUUAAUUGUCACACAUACUCACCUUUUCGGCUUUUAACAAAUUAAUAACUGCUAUAAAAUAAAAUUCUUCUAAUACAUGUCAAAAUAAAUUUUUAAAAAAGACUAUUUUCAAUUGGCAAAGCGGAAAUGAAAAUCAAAGACAACAGUUUCUGUGUGGCCAUUAACAAUGCAUUUAUUUACUUUCUGGAACUAAGGUGAAUCAUGUGACCACUUAUUUCCAUGAAGUAAAAUCCUGUAUUGUUGGCUCAUGCAGUAACUUUUGCCUUUCUUUUUCUUUCAGAUUAAAGCAUGGCCACCUCUGCAAGCUUCUCUCCAGAGAAUCUUCCGCAGCGAAACCUUGUGGCCUUUGCUUGCUGUUUUACUGUAUGCUUUUCUCAAUCCUGGGACGGUUUUUUUGUCUGUUUUUGUGGCCUUGCUUUGCCUGGCUAUUUUAUGGGUUUUCAAAUAAUUAUGGUAAAAGGCAGUGGUGUUUUUCUCUGUAGCAUAAAACUUUGUCUAUUGCAAUCUUUUGAGAUGUGAUAAAAUAAAUUAGAGUUAGUUGUUGAUAUUUAGAAUACAGCAUUUGAAAUGCAAAACUUAACACCUUGGAAAAAGUUGACAGCACAGCUGAAAUUAGCAAUGAAAACCAGUAUUUAUGUAGACCGUAUUUAUAGUGAGCAAUACUAGAUGUACCUGCAUGUAAACUUAGAAGCUCUAUCAGGAAUUUGGAUUAAUGCUGUUCUCAUGUAAUUAAUCUCUUCAUCUGCCAUUCCUUAACAAGUUUGAAAAGAAUACUUGGAACAUUUUAACUCAACUAACAGCAAUAAGGGUGACAAGAAUCAUCAACAUUUUGUGUGCCACAGUGUUUUGAAGAUAAUCAAUGUGAUAACUGAUAUCUUGUUUAAAAAUUACUUCAAGUUUAAAGUGAACUUUGUUCCCCUAAUUGACUUCAUUGUAGUUUGGUAUUCCACAUUCAGUGACCUUUAAAUGUGGAACAGACAUUCUUGAGUUCAGUGAAAGUUACAUUUUUUGAUUUAUUGGAUUUGGUAAAACUGAAUUAGGAGGUUAAACUAAUUUAUUCAAGAUUACAUGUCACACUGUAGCAUAGCUUAAAUAUCGAUUUCAUCUUUUGAAGUGUUUUCUGCAAAAGAAUGUAAAUAAGUGUCAAUGUUGUUAGCCACUCCCCAAUUUUAUUUUCACACUUGUCUGAGACAGUUAAAAAGAUAUUCUAACUAACCAUAAAACCACCAAAAAAUUGGAUUUGGCUGGACCCAAACCAAUUGGCAAUUGACAGGGAAAGACUUGAAUGAGGGUCAACAGAGAACUAAUGCAGUGAGUAGUGAAGUUGAUGGAUUGAACCGGCAAAUAUGAGAUGACAAAUCUAGUACUGCAUCCUCUAUGAUAUUAAUUGACAGAGAAUUUUGUGGAUAUUGUAUUUACCAUUGGGACACCUUGACAUUAAGGUACAAUUUUUCGAUGAAGGACUUAUCUUUUUGUGAGUAAGUUUUGUAUAUCUUUUUACAAUGCUAGAUUUCAAUUUGAGGAUUACUCAACUAUCAUCUGACAUAACUUAAAAGAGAAAAUAUCAUAUGAUUAAUAAAUAAAUUAUUGAUAUAUAAUUUAAUUUAAUUUAAUUAUAGUGCAUGCUAAGCAAUCGAUGAAAUAAAAAGUUAUGAUCAAACCUAGCAACAGUGAACACUUGAUAUGUUUUUUGGAAUAUUUUGUUAUUAACAAGCACAUUGAAUAUCGGGACACAUGCAAAAGACAAAUAUGAAAAAUGAAAAACUAAUUACCCAGCUUGUUACUUACACUUUUGAUGUGGAAGACACCUUGGCAUUGUGGUUAGUGAGGUGGACCCCAGGUUGAGGGUACACAUUUGAGACCUGUCCUGGUCAAUUCAUGGGCAGAACACUUAACUCUCACAGUGCCUCUCCACCCAGGUGUAACAAUUGCUUAAGGGGGGGGGGAUAACCUUGUGAUGGACUGACACCCCAUCCAGAGGGGAAUGGUGAUGCAUCUAGUCACUUUAUAUGAAGGAAAACAGGAUAGUCUUGGGCUGGGAGAGCUACUAUGCUCCAGUACAGGCUUAACCUUUCACCUUUUCUCACUUUGGUUGUUCUUAUUCUUGAAAAAAUAUUUUGCCAGAGAUAUGUUUUUAGUGUUCACUGUUGUUUUAGUUUGAUACAAUGGAGGCUCCUCAAGUACUUACCAUCAAGGAAUUUCUACCCUGUUUUAUCUCUUUUUUUUCUGUUUCUUUAUUCAACAUAGGGUAUGUUUUCUUUCAAGGAUAAUCAGAAAAAAAAUGUAUUUUAAGAGUUUAACACUCUGGAUCUCUAAAAUCUAACAUUUAAUUCUUAUAGUAACUAUUUUUAGUAACUUAAAAACUUUCCUUGAAAUUUGUAGUCAAUAUUUUUCUUUCUGCCUUUCCUCUGGAAAUUUUCGUAUUAAAACAAUAGUAGAUAAUCGCCAAUGUAUAGAAUUUAAAGGUUGUGUUUUCAUUAAUGUAUUCAUUAUUGUUAUUUAAGAACUUGUAUGGUAAAUAUUAUAAACUAAUUAAUUUAUUACAUUUAGCUGUACUGUAAUUUAUUUGAAGGUAAGGAAAAAAUAUUUUUCUUUUGAUUAUAAUACAGAAUAGAGCUAUUAAGUUAUAAGUAAGAAAUUAAUCAAGGGCAAAAAAAUUAUGUGUCAUGUUAAGUUGUAUAUUUUGCAAAGUUACUAUAUUUGAUGAAAAUUAUUUUGCAAGAUUUAGAUGUUUGUGCAUGACAUUGGUUGAUGUCACAACAAGACAGGAGUUUUUUCUUCACUCUGUAUUCAUGAAAAAAUGAGUAACAACAAUUUUUUUCAGAAAGAAACUUUAAGUUUGUAUUUGGAGUGAAAGAAAGAUUUAAAUUACAUGCUGAAACUUCAGGUUUCUGUAGCUGCCAUUUGUAGAGAUGUUUGUAGAGAUAACAAGAGAGGUCACCGCAAGGCUGUUUUAGAGUGAGGUUAAUAGAAGGGGGUGUAAUCAGUAAAUGCUGUAGUAGAAUUCAAAAGUAAAAGAUAAAUUGAUAAUCAAAUGUUUUAUUGACUGAUGUUUUGUAUUUUAUCUCUGCUAAUGAAGAAUAUGAAUAAGUCUUUCCAGUAAUUGUUAGGAUUUGAGUUAUAGUGUGAUUACUAUAACACUUUCUUGAUUUAACUUCAAGGAACAUUAAAUAGGAACAUCAUUUAAACACCUGGAUUUUUUUUCUACUUAAAAUUGCUGAUAGCUUCUGUAGACUAGCAGGGUAAUGUUACAUAAGAUCUUACCACAGGAGGUUUUUUAAAAUCCUAUUUGAGAUGAUUGUAGAAUCUUACCUUAGAUGAACCCUUAACUCUUAGAACUGAUUAAGAUGUAACUUCUCCCUAUAAAAUCUAUACAUUAUCCAGCAAACAGGUAACAUGAAUACUCAAACUCAUCAGGGAGAAGUUGUUAUCUUGAUUUAUCACCAAAUUCUUGUAACUAAUAAACAAGUAAAUGUGUAGCAACUGGAUGGGAGAAUUAAAUAUCAGAUCUUGGGGUCAAAGUACACACCCUGUGAUUUUUUUUAAAAAAAUCAUUAACCCUUUAACUCCCAUAAGUGACCAAGACAGAAUUUUUCCUUACAACAUCAGUAUAAUAUCAACCAGAUAAGAAAUGAGAAUUAAAAAAAUAUCAAUUUGAGGAUAAUAAGUUGAUCCAAAACUAAAUUCUCUGAACUAAUAUCAUAAGAAAUGUAUGGUGGAAAGUAAAGAGAAUUCCAAAUUGAUCAGUGAGCUAAAGGGUUAAUUAACUUCAUACAUUUGUUUGAAGUCAACAUUGAAAUUAAAAUUAGCAUUUAUCCCCUGAAUAACUUUACCCUGAAAUAUUCUCUAAUUUUGGGUGGUUUGUUUUUGAGUUAGUUUCAGUGGCCAAAUUAUGUCAGAUUGUGGGUCGGGUUGUUCAAAAUAGGAAUGAUCUAAUUUGGAACUGAGAGACCCAGCCUAGUUCUGCAGCUUUGCCAAUCAUUUAACGAUUUAUUCGUUUCCUUCAAUUAGUGUUAAACAAAUAUAUCAGCCCAGUUUGUUCACAAACCUACUGCAAUGAUUUGAUUUAGCGCCCAGGGUGCUAAUUUACAUUUGGUACCCCAUUGGAGGGCACUUAUUUGAUACAGGGCACUUAUUCGGGACAGGGCACAUAUUUUUCUUUGAAAAACAGCAGAAUGUGAAACAAAGUGUUGAUUUUUAUUUGAAUGAGGAUAAAAAAGGCUGGAAAAUGGAAUUGUUGUCCUUGCAUCCUUCCUUGCUAGGAUGACUAGUUAAGCAAUCAUCAUAAAAUUUUAUGAUGAGAUCUUUGGUUUGAAGGAACUGUGCACUCAGGGCGAUAUGAUACUUAAGAGACUGAGAGGAAGACGACUUUUUCAUUGUCAAGCUUUAAGUGAGCAAUUAAAGGAAGAUGGACCAUGAUUGAUCUCAGUGUACAUGUACUCCAACUGUGCUAUUACUGAAAAAGAAUAGGGGCAUUUAUUGGAAUAGGGAUGCUUUUUGGUAUUGGGAUGCUUUUGGAUUGAGAGUGUAUACUCUGUAGGGGAGCUUAUUAGAAUAGGGGCACUUAUCAACAGAAACAAAUAUGAGGGGGGCACCUAUUAGAGAGAGGGCACUUAUGUUUGAUGAUGAUGAUGAUGUUUGUUAUAGCCCUUUACAACACAAAAAUCAAAAUUAAGUAUAACUUCCAAUUCUGAAUUAUCAUCAACCACUUUUUGAGGAAAAUUACAACUAGGUUUUAAUUUUUCUUCCCCAGUGUCAUAAAUUUUGAAACAUUUAUUUCUGUUUGUAUAAGUGCACCACCACAUGAACUGCUGGGUCACCCAUCACAAUUAAUAUUUAUUUGAUUUUAAUCAGGAAUUCUUACAAAUUGAAGCUGAGCAAAGGAGAAAAAAGGAAGAAGAGGAAAGACAGGUUGAGGAACGAAGAAGUGCUGCAAGGAAGCUGCAGACACAACAUGAAGAAAUACAACAACAACGACAAGCAGAGGUCAGGAGGAAAAUGGAAUCCAAGAAUGCAACUCCAGAACAGAAGUGAGAAUAAUGACUGAUGAUUUUUUUCAGUGAAGACUACUUUGGUUAUGUUGUAGAACCUUUGUGCUCUUUUGAUGGUUACAAGCUGGAGUUAAGGAUUCUUUUGAUUCAGUUGACACUGAAUUUUGAGAUUACUUCAGGAAGCAAUUACAGUAAGAAUGAUCAGCUAGUGCAUUCAUGUACAAAGGAUGAUCCUUAACCCCUAAACUCUCGUAAGUGACCAAGACAAUACAACAUCAAGCAAACAAGUGAUGGAAAUUUAAAAAAUAUAAACUAAAGGAUUAUUAGUUGAUCUAAUACCAAGUUCUCCAUACUCAUAUCUUAAUAAUUGUAUGACAAUCAUUAAGGAGAAAUAAUAAGGGUAUCUUGGGAGUGAUAUGCCACUUCAUACGUUUGUUUAUCUUUUUUUUUUCCUUUUUCUUAACCCUUUAACUCCCAGAAGUGAUUAACCUCUAACUUCUCCCUGCAAUAUCCAUACAUUAUCCAGCAAACAGGUGAUGAGAAUACCCAAACAUAUCAAAUAGAAGUUGUUGUUUUGAUCUAACACCAAAUUCUUGUAACUAAUUUAAAAGAAAAUAUGUCGUAGCUGGAGGGGAGAAUUGACUAUCAGAUCUGGGAGUUAAAGCAUUAAGAAAGUAGACAACACUUCUAACUAUUUAGUAACAAUUAAUGGAAUUCAGUUCGAGACAUUUAUACUUGAACAAAGUUAUUGGAAAAGUUUUAAUGAAAGACUAACAACAAUGCAAAUUACAACGUGUAUUGUAAUUUGUUUGUUUACAAAUUUGUGAAUCUUUCAUUGAGUUACAGUUUAAUGAAUGGAAAGGAUUUAUUUGUGUAUUCUUGUUUUCUCUCAAGAAAACUCUCCUCAUCUUCAUUUGGUGGUAGAGAUAGUGUAAAGCCUGCUGUUGCGAAUCAUCCAACUUACAAGGUGUUGAGUCGUUCAGGUUCAGCAAAAGAAGCAAGGUAAAUAGAGUGGUAAACUAAGAGAAAAUGAAGGAGAGAGAGGGGAGGUGUAGGAUUUAAAUACAGCAAUUUCACCUAACCCUUAAACCACUUGACCCGUUCAGGUUCAGCAAAAGAAGCAAGUUAAAUAAAAAGUUAAAUAAAGAGGUAGACCAAGAGAAAAAUGAAAGAGAGAGAGAGAGAAAGGGAGAGAGGGGGGAAGGCGUAGGAUUCAAACACAGCAAACUCACCUAACCCUUUAACCACUUAGAGUAACCAGCAUCUAAUUUCUCCUCAGAGUCAUACUGCCGAAUCGUUCAUCUAUAUUCACUCAUUCUUCCUUUGAUGGUUUUUUUUUUUUAACCUCAUGCGUUGUAUUCAUGAACUUUUAGCUCGGAUGUGAGGGUAAUCUCAUCCCACGUCAUGACACUGAUUAAUAGACUGGUUGAUCAAUUGAGUUAAUUAAUGUACUUUUCGUCGACUUUUUAGUACCCCUGCAAUGGAAUCGCCUGAUGUUGCAUGGAACAGACAGGUAAAGAAUCAUUCCUGGGAUAAGUCAUUCUGCUUUCCUUGCUCUACUCAGGCCACAUGAUUUAAGUAACAACCAUUUGUCUGGGAAAGGAAAACAAUGCCUUUGAAAGGUCAGGAAUCACGCGCUGAUUUCGCACACAGUAGCUGGAACGUAAAACCUGACGAAACACAUUUAUUAAUUUGAGCUGAGUUAGUGGUCAUGAAUUUUUAAAAAGAUUGAUUCUCUAUUCAGGAGGAAGAGCUCCGAGCACGCAAAAGAGAGCAGCUUAUGCAACAGAGCAGAAGAGAGGCUCAACUUUCCAGGUUGAGAUUUGAAGAAGAACGUAUGAAGGUAAGAGAUUCAAUUUUCUAGGUUUAGUUAUUUCAUCGCAAAAGUUAUUAACUUAGGAUCGCUGUUUGAUUAGGCUCAAUGUCGAGUGGGGAGGGGAAGGGGGGCGGCAACAGGCGCGCGGGCUUAUGUCCUGAACAGCGGCUUUUAAUUGAACCCACUGUUGAAUUAAACACUAAGGGCCGGUUGUUUGAACAAAGUUUAGCCGUUGUAUAACUAAACUGCGUCCUAAAACAAUCCUCAAGUGUUGUUAGUUCAAGAAUGAACAAAACCUUAAACUGUAGUGACGUCUUACCGUUAAUUGCAGUAAUGCGAGGUAGGUGUAGAUUAUCAUGAUCUGCGCAUGUUCCAGAUAUUUCCAAGGAGAUUUACACAGCUCUUUCAAUUAAGUUUGAAUUGCAUUGCAGCGUUCUUCCAACCUUUCAAGAGACGGCUCAAGCAAAUCGGUAAGACGCUAGUUUUCUCUAAAUAAUUUGAAAUAAACAAAUUGUUCUUCUUGACAUAGCUGUAUCAUUUGAAUACUAGCACGUAUUACUUAUUAUAAACAAGAGCAAAGCUUUCAAUGCAGCAUAUAUAAACAAAUUUAAACCUGUGAGUGCUAUCAAAAUUCUUGGUUGGUAAGCCAUAAACAAGGUUAUCGGGGUAGAUGUGUAAGAGUUUGCUCUAAAGGUCCUUUAUCGAAGCAAAGACCUCAAGAUACUUUCGCUUGCAUUUGCCACAGCAUAGCUAAUGGGUCUCAUCCUCGGGGCCUGGAAGACCUGCGGCUCUGUGGCCACUCAGUGAAUGGGGUGCGUGGGCAAUGUACAGAUAGUUAGGGUUGGAGGAAGCUUAUGUACGAUGUUGCUUCAAAAACGGGGUCACGAUAGGGGAAUAAAGGGCAAUCACGCCCGUAAAAAGUUAUCCCAGCACUUUUGGCUUGAUCUCAGGGAUGCGGGCGGCCUACUACUAGCACUCAUGCACACAACUUUCUGUAAGAUGAUAGAAGCUUAAGGAAGUUUUGAGGUGUUAAAAAGUGAUUGGGGAACUCAGAUGGUGAACACCCACUCCAAGUUUUGUGGAGGAGGUAGUUGUCUAAUAGACGUGUCCAUUAGGAGAGAUUACACAAUAAUUUACCAUCAAAAAAUUUGUUGUUUGAUUCAUUUUAUAGAGAUUUAGUGGCAAAAGCAGUGCUGCAACUGUUUCUUUUAACGGCAGUGAAACACCUUCCCAAAAUGAUGGCGGUGUGCAAGAUAGGGAGGCAUGGGAGGUAAGAUACUAUACAGAAAGGGAUGUGAUACCGUCUCGUCUCCCUUGAUUCCUCUCCGCCCCUUUCCCUUCCCCUCUUUCUCCCUCCUCCCCCCCCUCCACCUGUCAAAGAGCUAUCGGUAUUGAUCUUUAAACGUACACAAUCAUCAGAUGUGCACGAAAGUGAUGUUUGCACGGAGUCAGUAGCUUUGGGUUGUUUUCUAUAUUGGAGCCUCGUUAUUAGUGUCUGGGUACAAGCCUUUCUUCACCCGCUUGUUCUACUCUAAGGAUGUUUCCAUCACCUUGUGAUUUCUCGGUAUUUGUUUAUUUUCUGCGGCCUUUGACUUGGAUGAAAAAAGUUUAUUUGACACGGGAUAGAAACAACGUUUAGGUCUGAGUCUCCCAGUGGAAUUAGCACUUCAGGCUUUACUGCUAAGCUACGAAGGAAGUCGUUCGCAAGUGACAUGCUUGGUCUACGACAAAGCUCAAUAUUUUUCCUCUUUCUUUAUGUAUUUACAAAAGUCCUUUUUUUUCAGGAACUGGUUUAUACAAAUAUUCAUACAAGACAGAAAGCACCUCAGGUCCGAUCGUGUGAGUAUGGGGGAAAUCCAACUCCACCACUGGUCACAGGGGUUGUUGACGAAAAAUUCCGUGAUUCUAGAGCUCACGUAAAAAUCAGGCCGUACUGUCCUGUGAGAAUUCCCGUAAUCCAUUUUUGAUAUUUCUCUAUUUUCAGUACCAGCGACCUUCAGAGACCAAAACAAUCCGAAUUUUACCAUAAAGCGAAUGUACGACAGUGCACGAGAGGAAUUUGAACAACUGGAAAGACUUAGAGAGGUGUGUUGUGUUCUAAUUCCUCAUAUUUUCUUCUGUCCUCUUGUAAUAUGGCGCUACAUGAAAAAUUCUAACUAAACUCUACGGAACCCCUAGUGCAGAAGGUUCUCGCAUGUAAGGUUUUUAAGCAGUUUUCAACUGUUGUCGGAAAAACCAAAACCAAAGUAAUCCUUGCGACCAAUCGGAAGGAAUGGUUAUAUUAACAUUGGCCAGUGAAAACUCAAGUGAAAACAAGCAAAGUGCUUGAAGUGCGGGAAAACGCAGGUGUCUAAGUCGUGAUCGUGUUUAGUUUAGUUUAGUUUAGUUUAGUUUAGAGUUCCUGAUUGGUUGAGAGCAUGGUGUGAGUUUUCUGGACCAAUCACAGAGCAAAGUUGAUUAAAACCCUAAGCAAGGUAAUCCCGUUUACUUUUGACACUCAGUUGAAAAUUACUCGAUGGUAGCAAAGCUAUUUCAGUGAACGGCUGAGAAGGCGACCACAUACAACAUGGCUGUCAGUUAACAAUACUUCCUCUUUCAAUUAUUCCAGGGUAUCGAGAGCCGCCUCAAGGUGGCAUUACCAGAUGAUCUGCCUGCAUCAUUGGCCGAUGGAGUUGUUCUGUGCCACCUCAUAAAUCACAUAAGAAAAGGGCUGAUUCCCAGCAUCCAUAUUCCUUCGGCAGGAGUGGUAAGACUAGAUCUGAGUCACGUUAAACCAUCAGUAUGCGUAUUCUCCAUACUGUUCUCUACACAUUGUAUAAGGUGCUGAUAAGGAGAAUUUGUGUAAUAAUUAAGAGCCUCUUUAUUUUGUGAUCAUUUCCUUUAUUCUCGUGAUCUUAAUGUGUGAUUCAGGGGUGAUAUUGUGAGGAGAAUUUAGAUGUAGUCACUCUAAAGGGUUUAAAAAGCACAUUUCGAAUGAGUUUUGUGACACCAAAAUCAAAGUUGUCACAACGGCAAAUCGAAGGACACGAAAAUGCCAUCAGUAACCGUAGAGAACACCCUAUUUUUGUCUUUUCUGUUGGAGGGGCCCAUGAUUUAUGAAAUUGUGUGGAGGAGUUACGAAAUAAUCACUUAAUUGAUUAUUACACUCUUUUUUUUUUUGCCUCGUAGCCCAAACUUACAAUGCCAAAAUGUCAGAAAAAUGUGGAUUAUUUCCUCGAAGCGUGUAGAAAGCUUGGAGUAGACAAGGUAAUGCACAUUAACGGGGGUUUUUACACGUAUUAGCGGAAUGCUUUUGUUGUGUUUGUGAGUUACUCAUUGGCAAAUUAGACAAACGCAACCACCAAGUACGCUUGUUUUCCGUUGUAUUACUUAUAAUUCAAACUGAAUGCUCAUUGUAAAAUGGAAACUACAUUUUGUCCAGGGAAAGCAAUGACAAUAACAAUAACAAUAACAUGAGCAUCAAAAUAGCAAUGCAGCCAAUUAUCUUUUGCAGUUUGUUUGUGUAAGAAGGUUAACGAAAAAGUUUAAGGAUCAAACAUUCAAAAGUGUUACCAGAUUGCGCGAUGCGCAAAACUAGCUUGAAUUCUAAAGAAUUUCCACUACUGACUUGAGCAGGCUGUGGUAAGCUCUGUGACAAACACGGCGAAUCCUGUAAUUUUCGAGUCGGCGAGCAGAGCGAGCGAGCGCGCGAGAGGUCUGGCACAAAAAUUUUCAGACCACUCAAAGGUGUAUCGUGGGCUUUGCUGCCGUACUUGCUGCACUAGUUAGUAGGAGUCGAAGAUUUGUGACCAACGUGUCUAAGACCAAACUUACUUCUGUUCACACAAAAUCAUACCAAGCAAUCUGAAGCCAUUCAAGUCGACAACAACGAUACAUUUUAUUCUUCCUUUUCGUUUUGUAGGAAAAACUAUGUACGCCAUCGGAUAUUCUCGAGGAGAAGAGUCCGUUACGUGUUUGCCAGACGGUAGAAUCUCUAUUAGAACACGCUGACGGAGGGGUAUAACAUCACCCAGUGAAACAAGAAUUUUGGUGAUUCAAAAUCUUGAGAAUUGACUUGCAGAGCUGCUCCAGUCGUUUCUUAAUUCAUUUCCCCAACAUAUUUAAAGGAAAAACCGUCCAAUUUGUUGCUGUAUUGAAAGCAACGUUGGAAAGACGUUCAUUACUGAUAAUUGUACAGGAAAUUUUCCGAUCGUAGUCGGUAGGCUGUGAACAAAACGAAACGAUCGGACUGAAUCACUUUUGUACCGUAGAGUUAAUUGAAAAAUGAACCAUAGAGUUCCCAAUUGUUGUUGUAGGUGCCUUUCUAAUAUACUGCCUUAAAUUGCAUUCCUGAUUUGUCUGCAAAACGUCUAACAGUUGUGUUAAGAUUGUUGGAUUAGAGACACAUUUGUCCUUAUUCUCAAAGACUCUUAAGAAGCUUUAAGGUAGCCUUUGUUUAUGAAUAACGCUACACGUGUAUGAAAUUGUGGAAAAACCAGUCGAUUAGAAUCAAACGCCCUCUCUCUUUCUUGUAAAGGCAUUUUGUGUAUCGCGCAUCCUCGCUGCGUGUAGUUUACCUUUCUCUCUUUUUUAAGAACUUAUCAGGUGUACUGUUAUUGUUAGUCUUAUAUCGAAUCUAACAAUGACAUUCCUCUUGUAAAAUAAGUAGAAAUCAAAUCUAAUAAUCAUGGAGACAGAAUCUUGCACUACCUUUGGGAAUGUUUAACUCACCCCACUCCCGUUUAAAAAUUCCCCACCCCGUCCCCCUUUUACAACUUCCUCUUUUAUAAUACAAAAUCUUGUG
Messenger RNA from Pocillopora meandrina, 18542 nucleotides. Lineage: Eukaryota; Metazoa; Cnidaria; Anthozoa; Scleractinia; Pocilloporidae. The record is from the annotation of a GenBank genome assembly.